AUGUCCCUGCUGCAACUGCCAAUUUCUCUAUGUGUCAGACCAAAUCUAAACAACAAAUUGAAGAAGAAGAUGAUGAUGACUUCUCUGAUAGCUCUUUAUCUGAUGCUCACCCAGAGGAGUAUCCUAUUGCUGUCACUGCUGCCACUGAUAGUGACUCUGAAUCUGAAAACAUUGAAGAAGGCGUUGACAGAACAACAACCCAGUCAGUCUUUUAUCCAAACAAGAGGAAGAGGGGUGAAACAAAUACCCGUUCAGAGGAGCGUAAGAAGGACUGAAGCUGACGAGCCUUCUACAUUCCAAACCAAGUCUAAUUUGUUAUAUAAGUAUGUACCAUGGUGUAGCAAGUCAUCUGUCGACACCCAAGGAAAGGAGAGUUGGAUAGAUUCUUGGUCUUCGGAACAUGGGAAGGAACCUGAGGAGGAUCGAAAAGGGUAUCACUAUCUAAACAUAUACGGUUUUUACAAGAAGGACACAGGAGUUGGGGGUUACGGUGUUAUUUUGCGUGAUCCAUGUGGAAAGCCAGUAGUUGCCUCUGCUUCUGUGCAACAAAAUGGAGAAUCUUAUUUCUAUCAUGUGUUGGAUGGGGUGAAGGACGGCCUUGCACUUGCAUUGCAACAUAACAAAUAUGAUCUUAAACUGCUGUGCAACUCCAGAACACUUGCUGGCUGCCUUAGCCAUAUUUUUCAGCAAGCUGAUGAUGGUUUGAGUAAGACUAGACGUACCCGUAUUCGACAGGCUCCUUAUCAGUGUGGUGCCUGCAACACGUGUUUGAGUAGGCUCAUCCCUCUCGAUGGCAAGAUAUUAAAGAUUUUGUUUCCCCUUCUCAAGGAGAUAAUAGGGACGCGCUCUAAGAUAAUGUCCAAAUCUCUAAGAUAA
Papaver somniferum (opium poppy) is the source of this 876-nucleotide messenger RNA. RefSeq lists its product as uncharacterized. The coding region runs from base 1 to 876 and encodes 291 amino acids. NCBI's taxonomy places the organism in Eukaryota, Viridiplantae, Streptophyta, Magnoliopsida, Ranunculales, Papaveraceae. The transcript has 2 exons. The record is from RefSeq and is a predicted model, not a curated record.